AUGAGGCAGAUGAUUCUGGUGGGUCUCCACGGGUUGGGCUUGCCCAACAUCGUCUCCAAGCACAGCUCACAGUUUCGGGGCAACGCGCAGCAUGACGCCCUCGAGUUCCUGCUCUGGCUGCUGGACCGCAUGCACGAGGACCUGGGCGCUGCCUCCCCUGCCCAGCAGACCCGUCCCAGCGAGGACGGGAGCAACGGUGCCAGCAGCUCCCCACCGGCCGCCCAGCAUCCCCGCGGGCAGAGCUUCGUGCAGAGCCAUUUUCAGGCGCAGUACAGGUCCUCCCUGACGUGCCCUCACUGCCUGAAGCAGAGCAACACCUUCGACCCCUUCCUGUGCAUCUCCCUGCCCAUCCCGCUGCGCCAGACCAGGGCUCUCAACGUCACCCUGGUGCUGCAGUGCGAGCGCCGGCGGUUCGUGCGGGUGGGGCUGGCCGUGCCCCUGCUGGGCACCGUGGCCGAGCUGCGGGAGAUGGUGGCGCGGGAGGGACACAUCCCCCCGGAGCAGGUGAUCCUGGCCGAGGUGUCCCCGCGGGGCUUCCUGCGCUCCCUGGGUGACGCGGAGGAGCUGGGUGCUGCCGGGGAGGGGGCUCCCCUCUACGCCUUCCAGCCCCCCCCUGCCGGCCGUGCAGGUAUGCUCUACUGUGAUAGGUUCGGGCCGCCGCUGGUGCUGCGGGAGGAGCGGGGCGUCUCCUGGGAGCAGCUCCAGCAGAGCAUCCUGGCCCAGCUGCAGGCGCUGCUGCGGGGCGACGUGCAGGCGCAGGGCGCGGGAGCCCUCUUCCGCAUCCGCCUGGCCGGGGGCUCGGCCCCCUGCACCUACCUGUCCCCGCAGGACCCCCGCCCUCUCUGCCACCCCGCCGUUGACAGAGCCCUGCAGCUGAGCGGGACAGGUGGCCCUCCCCACGUGAAGCUGACGGUGGAGUGGGACGUGAGCACCAAAGAGCGCCUUUUCGGCAACAUCCAGGAGGAGGUGGUGCAGGAUGCAGAGAGCGUGCGGCUGCAGCAGCAAGCGCACCGGCAGCAGCACAGCUGCACGCUGGAUGAGUGUUUCCAGCUCUACACCAAGGAGGAGCAGCUGGCCCCGGAUGACGCCUGGCGCUGCCCGCACUGCAAGGUGCCCCAGCAGGGCACGGUGAAGCUGAGCCUCUGGACGCUGCCCGACAUCCUCAUCAUCCACCUCAAGCGCUUUCGCCAGGUGGCUGAGCACCGGCACAAACUCACCACGCUGGUGAAGUUCCCCCUGCGGGGUCUCGACAUGGCCCCCCACAUGGCGCAGCGGAGCCAGGCUGGCGGGCAGCUGUUGGGGCGCUGGGCGCCCUGGCAGCCCCCCCUCUGCCUGCCCCCAAGUUGCCCCCGCGACUACCUCUACGACCUCUACGCUGUCUGCAACCACCAUGGCAGCAUGCAGGGCGGCCACUACACUGCCUACUGCUGCAACGCCCUGGACGGGCGGUGGUACAGCUACGACGACAGCAGGGUGGAGGGGGUGCAGGAGGCGGAGGUGAGCACCCGCAGCGCCUACAUCCUCUUCUACCAGCGCCGCAACGCCGUGCCCGCAUGGUCGGCCAGCAGCUCCGUCAGGGGUGGCUUCGAGGCCAGACCCUUGGUGCGCGGCGUCCAGGGCCGCAGCCUCAGCGUCAAGGUCUCGCCCGCCGGCGGCCCCCCCGGGGCCGUGCCCCCGCGUUGGUCCUUCGCCGGCGACUAUUUUGGGGGGGCGGGCGGGCGGGUCCCCCACACCAAGAUCUAUGCAAUACGCGAUUCCUCCAGCCAGCUUUUGUACGCGGGGGUGCAGCCCCCACCGCCGGCGGUUUCUAUUAAAGACACGUGA
Molecule: messenger RNA, 1824 nt
Organism: Haliaeetus leucocephalus (bald eagle)
Lineage: Eukaryota; Metazoa; Chordata; Aves; Accipitriformes; Accipitridae
Gene: USP43
Product: ubiquitin specific peptidase 43
Exons: 15
Coding region: 1-1824 (607 amino acids)
Biological process (GO): protein deubiquitination
Molecular function (GO): cysteine-type deubiquitinase activity
Source: RefSeq, a predicted model, not a curated record